UACAUUUCCUGCUUCACACUUUAGAUUAAAGCAUCUCGAAGUCCAUUGUAAUGAUGAUCAGCGGAUCCGACACUCUUCCUUUCAUAAGAUUGAGAGCUCAAAGAUGCCUGAGCUAUCUUUUAACCGGCUUCAACUUACUGAUGAGGAAUACUGUGGAUCACACAUCCGGAAGUUUGGUCGGUUCAUUGCUCGUGAGACGAUUCUGGAUGAAGAAUAUUGGAAUUUUUGCCUCCAUGUCUCAAUUCGAAUGGCAGACAGCAGCAUGGUUACGAGCAGAAGCACAUUGGGAGUCAGUCUCUUAUAUGCGGCAUGUAGAUACUUAUAAGAGAAAAUAUGCUGAACAGGAGUUCUAUGCUCUCAAGCGGAGAUGUUUUGGGCAGGAAGGAAAUUCAUUGAAGUGCACUUGUUUUGUUGCUGUCAAGAAGGAAGAGAAGAAUGUUAGAAGAACUGUUCUGAACAGUGUUGUGGGCACUUUGGACCUGAGUAUUCGCCAGUUUGUGCAAGGAGAAGCAUAUCCUGGGGAGGUAAAAAGAGUGUCACCAGUCUUGGUGAGCCAUGACCCCUUUGAUGCACACAAGUAUGCAUACAUUGCAAAUGUUUGUGUUGCAAAGUUUGCCCGACGUCAGGGUAUUGCUACAAACAUGCUGCAUUUGGCUACUGAAGUUGCCACCUUAGCAGGUGCCACUUCUCAACAGGCUACAUACAUUUGUGCCUGCAACUAUCAUUCCUCCCUAUUCUUUGUGUGUCUGUAAUGUGUCAUUUGCCUG
Molecule: messenger RNA, 767 nt
Organism: Coffea arabica (coffee)
Lineage: Eukaryota; Viridiplantae; Streptophyta; Magnoliopsida; Gentianales; Rubiaceae
Source: RefSeq, a predicted model, not a curated record